Bufo bufo (common toad) is the source of this 1410-nucleotide messenger RNA. RefSeq names its product olfactory receptor 1500-like. Lineage: Eukaryota; Metazoa; Chordata; Amphibia; Anura; Bufonidae. Gene Ontology annotation, cellular component: membrane. The coding region runs from base 1 to 1410 and encodes 469 amino acids. Gene Ontology annotation, biological process: G protein-coupled receptor signaling pathway. The record is from RefSeq and is a predicted model, not a curated record. Gene Ontology annotation, molecular function: olfactory receptor activity; G protein-coupled receptor activity. The transcript is spliced from 4 exons.
AUGACUGUCAAGAGUUAUGACCAGCUACUGCAGUGCAUUUCGAGACGCAUCGAAAGACCGCUACAGAAGGGCAAUUUCUCCUGCAGAGCGGCUAAUGGUGACAAUAAAGUUUCUUGCUGUGGAAGAAAGUCUGUCAUUGCUGCAUUACCAGUAUCGAAUGGGAAUUUCAACGAUCUCUGGUAUAGUCCGCGAUACUUGACGUGCCUUAUACUGACACGAGCUAGACAACUGGUGGAGUGCGCCUUUGGCAUUUCAGUUGCCAAAUGGCGUAUUCUCACCAAAGCCAUGAAUCUUAAGGUUGAAACCAUAGACGAUAUAGUUAAAGCUUGUGUAGUUCUACAUAACUAUCUUUUAUCAGAGGAACCACUGUGCCUGGACCCGCAAGAGGUUGAUUGCGCACUCACCAGGCUGCAACAUCUGGGGUAUCGUUCAAACCUUGCUGUGGCCCGAAUGAGGGACAGUUUUGCCGAUUAUUUUGUUUCUGAAGCGGGCAGAGGGAACAAUUACACUGCAGUCACACAGUUUUUCCUCUUAGGAUUUCAAGUCAGUCAAGAAUUAAGAAUUUCACUGUUCUUUCUUUUCCUUGUGGUUUAUUGUGUGACAAUAUUUGGGAAUCUUCUGAUCAUUACCCUGGUGUCCAUGAACAAGAACCUCCACACUCCAAUGUACUUUUUCAUCUCACAACUGUCCAUAAGUGACAUUUUGGUGACCACAGAUAUUGUCCCCAACCUGCUCCACAUCCUACUGAAUAAUGGGGCGACCAUUACUUUUAUUGACUGUAUUACUCAGUUUUAUUUUUUAUGUGCUUCAGAAACAUUUGAAUGUCUUUUCCUUGCUGUGAUGUCUUAUGACAGAUAUGUGGCCAUCUGUAAUCCGCUACGUUACACCUCUAUCAUGACAAAUGGAUAUUGUCUGAUAUUGACUGUCAUCUGUUGGUUGUUUGGCUGUUCUAUGAUUUUGACUUACAUCAUUACAACAACAAAGCUAUAUUUUUGUCGAUCAAAUAUCAUUGACCAUUUCUUCUGUGACAUUAUCCCGUUACUAGAACUUGUCUGUUCUGACACCUUCAUUGUUCACUUGGAGAUUUAUUCAGUUGGCUUUCCAAUUGUGUUCAUUCCAACCACAAUCAUUGUAACGUCUUAUACUUACAUUGUUGUAGCAGUCUUAAGGAUCCCAUCCAGUACUGGUAGACAGAAAGCCUUCUCCACCUGUAGCUCCCACCUCAUUGUGGUCUCCAUAUUCUACUGGACCAUGUUCAGUGUUUAUAUUGUCCCAAAUAAAGGACAAACACUUACUAUAAGUAAAAUCCUAUCAUUGUUAUAUACUGUGUUUACUCCUCUAGUCAACCCCAUUAUAUACAGUCUGAGAAACAAAGACAUUAAGAAAGCUAUACAAUUGUGGAAUCACUAG